This is a messenger RNA of Vollenhovia emeryi, 1936 nucleotides long. It is a transcript of the gene Ccdc85, whose product is annotated as coiled-coil domain-containing protein 85C. NCBI's taxonomy places the organism in Eukaryota, Metazoa, Arthropoda, Insecta, Hymenoptera, Formicidae. Bases 110 to 1708 code for a protein of 532 amino acids. The transcript has 4 exons. The record is from RefSeq and is a predicted model, not a curated record.
GGAGGAGGUGGUGAGAAGAAGGAGAGCGCGGAAAUCGGUCGUCGAAAGAGUAGCGCGCGAGCGAGGCCCCCUACGGCGAUAAGGCGAGGCCCGGUGGAGGGAACGACGCAUGUAUCGCGCGGGGCCGGUCGCGCGGACCGGGCCCGCCGUCGCCGCCGUCGCUACUCGUGAGAGAUCGCGCGCUGACCCAGAUUUCGGCGGGUCAAACCGGCGCGAGGAGGCCGCGGCGGACUUUCUGAAAUGGGACACGGCGCAGCCUGGAGCUAAAUUAGCCGCGAUGUCCAAUAAGAGUAAGUCCCAGCCGCAGCAGCAGCAGCAGCAGCAGCCGCAGCAUUAUCAGCAACAGCAGCACCAGCAGCAGCAGCAGCAUCAUCCUCAUCCUCCGCACGUGAUCAAACCAGUAGACCAUCUGCCGCCGCGCUACCAGCCCCCGCCGCAGCCUUCCAGCGGCAUCUUGAAGAACCAUCUGCACUUCGCCAACGGAGCUACGUCGACGUCGAGCUCGGCCCAGGCGGGCAAUCAAGGUCCGAGCGCGGCCUUGAGCCAUCAUCAGGUAGGCACGCAGCCGCGCACGCAACCGCCACCCCCGUCGUCCUCGCAGCAUCAUCAGCAGCAACAACAGCAGUCGCAACAGCCGGCUCAGGCGCAGCAGCAACCGCAGCAGCAGCAGCCACCGUCGAAGGAUGCGCAGAGCAAGUACUCGCCAAGGAUAGAGCAUCGUCAUCAUCCCCAGCCGGGUAACGCGCUGAUCGCUGCCGCGUCGGCGGCGGCGUCCAAGAGUCAACAGCAGCCGCAGCCGUCGACCUACCUCCAGCAGCCUAAGCUCGGCCAGGGCCCGUACCUGCCGCCCAGCAGCCAGUAUCCGGCGGUGAGCGGCGGCCAGAGCGCGCCGGUCAGACAGAGGAUCAGCGACGACGAAUUCCUGCGACUCGGCCCCGUGGAGAUGCUCAAGUUCGUGCGCAAGACCGAGAGUGACAUCGCUAGGCUCGCCGCCGAGCAGAAUCGCCAGAUACAGAACUUGUUGAAUGAGCUGCGGUUGCUGAAGGAGGCCAACCAAAGAUUGAACGACGAUAACCAGGAGCUGCGCGAUCUCUGCUGCUUUUUGGACGACGACCGACAAAAAGGCCGCAAGCUGGCGAGAGAGUGGCAGAGGUUCGGCCGAUACACGGUGAGCGUGAUGCGGCAGGAGGUCUCGGCCUACCAGAACAAGCUACGUCAACUGGACAACAAGCAGCAGGAACUGAUCAAGGACAACCUGGAGCUCAAGGAACUGUGCCUGUAUCUCGACGAGGAACGCGGCGGUGGCCAGAGGGACGACGGCGACGGCUCGAGCUCGAGCACGAACGCCGAGGAAACUGCGCCGCCGAGGCCGAGGCACACUUCCACAUUUAACGACCAAACGAUGCAGUACGUGAGGAGCCUGGAGCAACGGGUGAAGCAGCUGGAGGAGGACAAGAGCGUUCUCCAGGCCCGCGCGCAGGGCUGGGAGGUGCUACCGUCGGGUGAAGUUUGGGACAACCCCGCGAGCCCGAACGAUAACGCUCACCUGGGCAGCCGGCCAGAGGCCGUGGUGCGCGCUCUUCAGGUUCUCGAGGUCAGAGAACAACUAGAGAGAGAGGAGGGUCACGACGGGGAGAAGGCGUUAGUUAGAGAGAUGUGCAAUGUCGUCUGGCGGAAACUGGAGGAAGGUCCACAAGCGAGGCAUUAACGAUCGUGCCGGGAGAACGACUAUCUGUCAAUUUUUGAGUGCUGUUAAUAUAACGCAAAUUCUAACAUACGUUCGUGACGUAAAGAUAGUAUUAUAGCGGAUAGGCGAUACAUUUUAUCUAGAUUUUUAUACGAUUGUACAAUAAUCUCGAUACGAGAGUACCGAUAGUGUCUAUUUAUGUAAAUGUAGUUUGCGCAGAUUGUCUAUUAAAAAAAAAUAUUUUUACUA